This is a messenger RNA of Ceratotherium simum simum (southern white rhinoceros), 1087 nucleotides long. RefSeq names its product eukaryotic translation elongation factor 1 epsilon 1 (gene EEF1E1). Lineage: Eukaryota; Metazoa; Chordata; Mammalia; Perissodactyla; Rhinocerotidae. The record is from RefSeq and is a predicted model, not a curated record. Gene Ontology annotation, cellular component: cytoplasm; nucleus; aminoacyl-tRNA synthetase multienzyme complex. Gene Ontology annotation, biological process: positive regulation of DNA damage response, signal transduction by p53 class mediator.
CCCUCCCCGCCAAUGCCGGAGAUCCUUGCUGUCCCGGUCCCGCCCCUGCCAGGAGCUCGGCCGGAAGAUGGCGGCGGCCGCAGAGUUGACACUGCUGGAGAAGUCUCUGGGGCUGAGUAAAGGGAACAAAUACAGCGCCCAGGGCGAACGCCAGAUUCCAGUUCUUCAAACAAACAAUGGCCCAAGUCUAACAGGAUUGACUACUAUAGCUGCUCAUCUAGUCAAGCAAGCCAACAAAGAACAUUUGCUUGGGAGCACAGCAGAAGAAAAAGCAAUAGUUCAACAGUGGUUAGAGUACAGGGUAACUCGGGUAGACGGACACUCCAGCAAAGAUGACAUCCGCACUCUGUUGAAGGAUCUUAAUUCAUAUCUUGAAGAUAAAGUCUACCUUACAGGAUAUAACUUUACCUUAGCAGAUAUCCUAUUAUACUAUGGACUUCAUCGCUUUAUAGUUGACCUGACAGUUCAAGAAAAGGAGAAAUAUCUUAAUGUGUCUCGCUGGUUUUGUCACAUUCAGCAUUAUCCAGGCAUCAGGCAACAUCUGUCUAGUGUUGUCUUCAUCAAGAACAGACUAUAUACUAAUUCCCACUAGAGGCUCUCCAUGCUGUACAGAAGAGUGAUUAAAAUAUUUAAAUGGAAAAUGUAUUCGGGACCAGAGGAGUAAAGUAAAUUGAUGUGCAGUCAUUCUUUAUUUGUUGAGGUUGAUAGAAUUUUUAAAGUAUAAACUUGUGUCCAAAUGUUUCAUUUGUUUAGUUGAAAUUUUGCAAUUUUUUCUGUAAAAAUUCAACUGCUGUCAAACUUGAGUUGAGAUCAAGUAAUAAAUUACCUUGUUUUUAUAGAUGAAAUUUAUUUUAGUAAAAGUUGCAAAUCAGUGCUUAAUCUUAAAAAAAAUAGUCCUUUCAAUGGUUGACAUAUUUGGCUAUUUAUUGACCUCUCUUUUCAUAUUUUAAAAUUCAUUUUCCCCUUAUGGAUAUUUACAGUAGUUUGUUUAUUAAGAACUUUAAUAAACUGUGCCAAGGAUACAGAAAGGGAAGACAGAUGGAUUUGUUUUAAAUAUUUAUGUGAGCCAGUAAAUGUGGUUGAAAAA